CUUGUACAGCUUCGAAAAAUAAAUGUUGCUUCUUUCCCAAUCCAGUACAACGAGAGCUUUUACCAAGAUAUACUAAAACGAGGCAAUGAAGCACUCAAUAAGUUCGCCUACUGGAAUGGGUUUGUCGUAGGAGCACUUUGCACUCGCUUUGAAGAGAUGAAGAAUGGCAAACGAAGACUUUACAUCAUGACUUUGGCUGUGCUGGCCGCUUACCGAGGACGAAAUAUCGGUAGCCAACUUCUUCAAUCCGUACUCGAUUAUUGCGUCGAGCAUCAGAUAGCAAGCGAGAUCGCACUGCAUGUACAAAUUUCGAAUCGAGACGCCAUACGUUUCUACACGGAGCGCUUCAAUUUUCAUCAAGGUGAAAUGGUGGAAAACUACUACAGAAGGAUCGACCCACCGCAUUGCUAUCUCCUAUUUAAAAGCCUG
This is a messenger RNA of Phaeodactylum tricornutum CCAP 1055/1, 429 nucleotides long. RefSeq lists its product with no specific name. The transcript has a single exon. The annotation marks the transcript as partial. Gene Ontology annotation, molecular function: N-acetyltransferase activity. Gene Ontology annotation, cellular component: cytoplasm; NatA complex. The record is from RefSeq and is a predicted model, not a curated record. Gene Ontology annotation, biological process: mitotic sister chromatid cohesion. NCBI's taxonomy places the organism in Eukaryota, Bacillariophyta, Bacillariophyceae, Surirellales, Neidiaceae.